AUGAGUACUACAGGGAAAGUUAUCAGGUGCAGAGCAGCCAUAGUCUGGAAGCCUGGUGGAUCAUUUUCCAUUGAGGAGGUAGAAGUGGCUCCACCAAAGGCAAAAGAAGUUCGCAUAAAGAUGGUGGCCACUGCGCUCUGUGGGACCGAGAUGAAAGUGUUAAAGGAUAUAAAUCUUCAGCACCAACACUACCCUAUCAUUAUGGGCCAUGAAGGAGCUGGAAUAGUCGAGAGUGUGGGAGAAGGAGUGAGCACAGUGAAAGCAGGAGAUAAAGUUAUCACACUCUUUCUACCACAAUGUGGAGAAUGCACCUCCUGCCUUAAUUCUGCAGACAAUUUUUGUAUAAAAUUCAAACAGGAAGAAACCCACCUGAUGUCUGAUGGUACCAGUAGAUUUACCUGCAAGGGAAAACCAGUAUACCACUUCGGGAAUACAAGCACCUUCUCUGAAUACACAGUAAUGAAUGAAAUCUCAGUCGCCAAGAUCGAUGCAGCUGCACCUCUGGAGAAAGUAUUCUUAGUUAGCUGUGGUUUUUCUACUGGGUAUGGUAGUGCAAUCAAUACUGCCAAGGUGACCCCAGGCUCCACUUGUGCUGUGUUUGGCCUGGGAGGAGUUGGCCUGUCUGUUAUCAUGGGCUGCAAAGCAGCUGGAGCAACCAGGAUCAUUGCAGUGGACAUCAACAAAGACAAAUUUGAGAAGGCAAAGGAAGUGGGUGCCACUGAGUGCAUCAACCCACAGGACUAUGAGAAACCCAUCCAAGAAGUUUUAUUUGACCUGACAGGUGAUGGUGUGGACUUUAGCUUUGAGGUCAUUGGAAAUCCAGAAACUGUGGCAGCUGCCCUGGCCUCCUGCCGUGAGAGCCAUGGGGUCUGCGUGAUUAUUGGGUUAAUCGUUGGUGUCCAACUCAACAUCAGUGGCCACUUGUUCUUCUCAGGACGUUCUUUAAAGGGAUCUGUUUAUGGAGGCUGGAAAGGCAGAGAUGGUGCCUCUAAACUGGUUUCUGAUUAUAUGGCAAAGAAGAUUAACCUAGAUGCACUAAUUACCCAUACUCUGAAUCUUGACAAAAUCAACGAAGCAGUUGAAUUAAUGAAAACUGGAAAAUGCAUCCGCUGUGCCCUGUUACUUUAA
Messenger RNA from Budorcas taxicolor (takin), 1128 nucleotides. RefSeq names its product alcohol dehydrogenase 6-like. The transcript has 9 exons. Gene Ontology annotation, cellular component: cytosol. The coding region runs from base 1 to 1128 and encodes 375 amino acids. Lineage: Eukaryota; Metazoa; Chordata; Mammalia; Artiodactyla; Bovidae. The record is from RefSeq and is a predicted model, not a curated record. Gene Ontology annotation, biological process: retinoic acid metabolic process; retinol metabolic process. Gene Ontology annotation, molecular function: all-trans-retinol dehydrogenase (NAD+) activity; zinc ion binding.